Dreissena polymorpha is the source of this 837-nucleotide messenger RNA. Its product is annotated as fibropellin-3-like. The record is from RefSeq and is a predicted model, not a curated record. Gene Ontology annotation, molecular function: calcium ion binding. Lineage: Eukaryota; Metazoa; Mollusca; Bivalvia; Myida; Dreissenidae. Gene Ontology annotation, cellular component: protein-containing complex; plasma membrane. The coding region runs from base 127 to 837 and encodes 236 amino acids. Gene Ontology annotation, biological process: heterophilic cell-cell adhesion; establishment or maintenance of epithelial cell apical/basal polarity. The transcript is spliced from 7 exons.
GACGAUGGUGCAUUUGAAGAAGUGCCGAAUCUAAAGUAUCUUAAUCUAUAUAAUAUUCCGCUCAUCUGCGACUGCCAGCUGCAAUGGCUCAUUAAGGACAGUCGGUUUAAGGACAACAGUCGGUUCAUGAAUGAAAACCCCGACCCCGUGUGUAGUGAGCCCGAACACCUGAAAGGACGUUACAUAUGGAACGUCACCCAAGCGGAUCUCAGCUGCGACACGCAUGCAAAUGAUACCAACGAAUGUGCAACUGCGCCGUGUAAGAACGGCGCCACAUGCACGAAUCUUCAGAACACGUACUCGUGCACAUGCUCACCGGGCUGGCAAGGAAACAACUGUGAUCAGGAUAUCAACGAAUGCGUACCCGCUCCGUGUAAGAACGGCGCCACGUGCAAUAAUCUUCAAAACGCGUACUCAUGCACAUGUUCACCUGGCUGGCAAGGCAACAACUGUGAUCAGGAUACCAACGAAUGUGCAACUGCGCCGUGUAAGAACGGCGCCACAUGCACGAAUCUUCAGAACAUGUACUCGUGCACAUGCUCACCGGGCUGGCAAGGAAACAACUGUGAUCAGGAUAUCAACGAAUGCGCACCCGCUCCGUGUAAGAACGGCGCCACGUGCAAUAAUCUUCAAAACGCGUACUCAUGCACAUGUUCACCUGGCUGGCAAGGCAACAACUGUGAUCAGGAGGCGUCCAAAUCUCAAGCGUCGAGUCCACAAUCAACUCCCCCAUCGACCACGGAAUCGUUGACAUUUGUGUACAUCGGCAUUUGGCUCGGCGUCUUUGUGUCGGUUGUCAACAGCGUAGCGGUUAUUGUCAUCAUUAUUCAGAAGUAA